Messenger RNA from Rhincodon typus (whale shark), 738 nucleotides. RefSeq names its product receptor-type tyrosine-protein phosphatase-like N. The transcript is spliced from 5 exons. The coding region runs from base 1 to 738 and encodes 245 amino acids. Gene Ontology annotation, cellular component: secretory granule. The record is from RefSeq and is a predicted model, not a curated record. NCBI's taxonomy places the organism in Eukaryota, Metazoa, Chordata, Chondrichthyes, Orectolobiformes, Rhincodontidae.
AUGAGUCUUCUUCAGAGCGAGAGCAGAGUACAGAUACAGAUCAGCUGUGACCGAACUGAGUGGAAGAACAGUCUGAGGGGCCGAGUGUCCUCCAGCUGGUCCUAUGUUGCCAUCCAGAGGAUAGCCAAAGAGCUGGUAAAGUACGGCAUUGAUCUCCGAGACCUCAGUGACCAGCAGUUAAACAGCGUGUCGGCAGCAAUUGGUCAGCUCACCAGAAUGGCCGGUCAGCCUGACCCAGCGCUGAUGGAGAAAGGCAGUUUGAUACAGAAAAAGGCAUCCAUGAUGGAGGGGACCAUGCAGCACUGGAAGGAGGUGGAAUCGAGAGAGAGCAGCGAAUCCCUGAUCCCGGACCCAGAUUCGGCACAGGCCCUGGGCCCUCCGAACACUGCAGCGGCGAGGCACGGUCAGGCCGUGGUGGCGACCACCUUGGUGGGCUCUGGCCCGAGCAAGCCAGACGUCCAGGGGGCGGCCGUGGAGUUGGGCAGGCCCCGUGGGCAGCUCGCCAACGUCCUGGAGGACCUGGGCCAGGACCCCGAGCGGCUGCUGGAGCACAGCGAGGAUCUCCAACCGGGCGGGGGUGCGCGUCCACCACGCAGAGAGGAGUACGCCUACAUCGUCACCAACAAGAAGCCCCUGACUCUGUCCGAUGGGAUUAAGUUGCUGGAGUCCUUGGCUCACCAGCUACACCUCGCGACAGUCAGCUUCAUCAACAUCAGGCAAGUGUCCAAACUGUGCUGA